Molecule: messenger RNA, 1089 nt
Organism: Daphnia pulicaria
Lineage: Eukaryota; Metazoa; Arthropoda; Branchiopoda; Diplostraca; Daphniidae
Product: speckle-type POZ protein B-like
Exons: 1
Coding region: 1-1089 (362 amino acids)
Biological process (GO): proteasome-mediated ubiquitin-dependent protein catabolic process; regulation of proteolysis
Cellular component (GO): cytoplasm; nucleus
Molecular function (GO): ubiquitin protein ligase binding
Source: RefSeq, a predicted model, not a curated record
AUGAGCGACCAGCAAUUAAAUAAAGAAGCUCUGCAACUACCAGGUAGCACAGUUUGGUGCCAAACACAGACCGAACUUCUUCAACUAAAGUUUGAGUGGACCUUUCAACAGUUUGCGAUUCUCAAAUCUUUUGAAAACUGGGGUUCCAGUUAUUCUUCAGCCAAAUUUUUUCAUGAAAAAAACCCUGAAUCAAAAUGGACUCUGUUCUUGUUUGACCAGGGUGCCAAUAUGAUGGUGAAUCUGCAUAGUUCUUUUCCCAACAAUCCAUUACGUAAUCCCGUCCGAGUGACGAUUUCGAUUUCGAAUAAAAAACGGGAAAAGAUUUUCAGCCAACAGCACGGUUUACCUCAAUAUACAAAUCUCCCGUAUCAAGUAUUUCAGCUGGAGAAAAAAAUCUUGAUGGAAUCUGGGUGUUUUGUGAAUGGGAAUCUCACCAUCAACUGUGUGAUCGAAAGUUUAAUUCAAAUAAUUCCUGAAACACUAUCAAAGAAGUUGUCCAUAGAGGCCGACGAUUUGGAUGAGAAACUAUUCAGCAACAGCGAUCGACUAGUAGCUGCCGAACUGAAAGAACUCUUUGAAACUAUGAAAUUUUCCGACAUCGUCUUUAACGUCCGUGGACGUCAGUUUCAAGCCCACAAGAACAUUUUGGUCGCAAGAAGUAAAUAUUUUGACGCGAUGUUUGAGCACCCGACAAAAGAAAAUUUAACGAACCAAAUCGAAGUUGAAGAUGUGGAGCCGGCCGUGUUUAGUGAAAUCCUCCGCUUUCUGUACACUGGUCGUCUGUCGGAGUCGACGAUGGGGAAGAUGUCCGCUGGAAUACUUGCAGCCGCAGAUAAAUAUCUGUUGGAACAGUUAAAAAUGGAAUGUGAGACUCAAUUAAUUCAUCGCAUGUCGGCAGAAAAUUGCCUGGAAUUGCUUUUGAUCACCGACGAACACCACCCAGCGUUUCAUUUGAGGAAGUACGCGGUCGAAUUCUUUCGUCAAUUUUCAGGCGAAGUAACGGCGACGGACGAAUGGGAAAAGGCCAAACAACAAGAUCUCGAACAGUUUAACAGUAUGCUGAUGUACCUUGUCAAAUCCCUUGUUUAG